CCAGCAAACAACACGUCCAUUGCGCGUGUUCUGUGUGCGACGUGGUCGGAGGACAGCGGGCGCCGACCGGUAUGGAUCAGUGCGAGGAGCGGGGCUCGGCGCGACCGGUGUCCAGGCGCGGCUACCGCGAGUACACCAACAGCGGCUCCGACAUGUCCAGAAGUGGCAGCGUGCGGCCGGGAUCGGCGUACCGCGGCCCGUCGCGGCUGGCGACCGCCGGCUUCGGUCCCGCGCCCCCCACCGCCCCCGCCACCCGACAGGCCGCUGCCACUGGAUUCCCCAUGGUGGACCGGCCUAUAACGCAGCAGGGGAUAUCGGGGGCGCGCGCUAGCACGGCGCGGGGCGGGGCGCGGCGGGCGCGGCAGCUGCACGACCGCCGCUACUGGGAGGAGCUGCUGCAGCUACGGGCGCGGGACACGCGCGCCGAGAUCGCGCGACUCGCCGAGCGCGCCGCCGCCGGCGAGCGCGAGCGUUCCGCGCGCAAGCACUACGAGAAACGCGUCCGCGAGCUGGCGCACGAGUUGACGGAUCUCCAGGGCAGACUGGCCGACUACAACACGGCGAUCAGGAUAGCGAGCGGCGAGGCAAGCGCCGCGGCGGUGGAGGAGCAGGCGCGGGAGCUGGCCGCGACCAACGCCGGGAUGCAGCGCGACCUCGAGCACCUGCUCCUCGACAAGCAGAGGAAGGAGAACCAGCUGCGCCAGCUCCGGGACCAGACGGACGAGGAGCGAUCGACGAUAUCGAAGCUGUUAUCCGAGAUGUCGGCGCAGGAGAGGGAGCAGUACGACCGGCUGGAGCGCGCGGCGGUGGCGCUGCGGGACGACGUCGACCGCGCCCGGACUCAUAUCGAUCGUCUGCGGAGGGAGAAGGAUGAAUUCAUUAAGGACAUCUCCGGUUCACAGAUAAAAUUGCAUCUACUCGAAUUACAUGGAAAACUCGCAGCCGCGGAGGAGAAACGGGACACUAUAAGAAACGAAAUAAACGACCGACUGGACCCGCAGGAGGAGCGAGAGAAGCUGCUCGGGCAAGUUCGCGAGGACAACGCCGCCAUCGCGUCGCUCGACGGCAGCGCCGCCAAUCUGAAGGAGCAGAUCGAAAAAGUACAGGAGCUCAUAGAGCAGGCCGAGCAGGAUUUGGAGGAGGGGAAUUCCGAGCGCCACCAGAAAUACCGGGAGUUGAAGAAGAGGGAGGAGACGAUGGACGGCUUCAUGUCGACGUACGACGAGAACCUAAGGAGGGAGCACGAGAACAUCGAGCGGCUGGAGAGGGACAUCGUGUUCGCGUUGGAGCACACCAGCUCCAACAUAGAUUUAGAUCUGGGCGAGAUCGACGCGCUCAAGGAGAGGGAGGGGUUCGACGAAAGCAAGAAAACUGUCGAAACCCUUCGAAGAGACUACGAAAGAUAUCAGAGCAACUUGAGAAAGGCCGAGGCGACGCGGGAGCGCCUCGCCGCGGAGCUGCAGACCCUGCCCGAGCGCAGCCGCGCCAUGCGGGACGAGCUGGCCGUGCUCGCCGACCUCGACAAGCUCAGGGACGACGGCGAAAUCGAGAAAAAGAGUUUGGAGAGCUCGGCGCGGCUACUGCGGGAGAAGCUGGCGCCCACCAGGAGCGCCGUGCGCGAGGCCGCCGCCAAGCUCGACCGACUGCAGGCGGGGCUGGCGGGUGACGCCACGUACGCGCGGCUGAGCGGGCUGGAGGAGCGGCUGGCGCGGCUGGCGGAGCGGCGCGGCGUGCUGCGGAACGACGUGGCGUCCGCCGCCGUCGCCGCGCGCUACGAGCCUCUGCGCGCUGACGCGCUGCGCCGCCUCGCUGCCCUCAACGACCGCCUCGUCGCCGACGCGAGGUCGGCCGCCCCGCCCUACUGACCAGGACCGGUAGCGCGAGCGUCUUCGUGUGUGAUACUCGGAGGCGGUAUU
This is a messenger RNA of Aricia agestis (brown argus), 1916 nucleotides long. RefSeq names its product intraflagellar transport protein 74 homolog. The record is from RefSeq and is a predicted model, not a curated record. Gene Ontology annotation, molecular function: beta-tubulin binding. The transcript has 11 exons. Gene Ontology annotation, biological process: intraciliary transport involved in cilium assembly; cilium assembly. Gene Ontology annotation, cellular component: centrosome; cilium; intraciliary transport particle B. Bases 72 to 1865 code for a protein of 597 amino acids. Lineage: Eukaryota; Metazoa; Arthropoda; Insecta; Lepidoptera; Lycaenidae.